AUGGCCUUGAGAUUCAACACCGAUGGACUCGGCAAAACGUACAUCGGCAUUGUUGUCGCAUGGACCUGCCUGUUGCUCCCCGCCGCCAUCUUCCUCAUCCGGAAUCGAAAUCUCUCCUACCUCCGCAUGCGAAACAUCCCGCUAGCAAUCAGCGCCGUCGCCACUCUUCAUGUCUACUGGGUUCUGUGCAUGAUCGCAUAUGUUCUCAAUGGAUACUUUCCAUGCGCCACGGAAUACUGGAUCAUGAGCAUCUACCUGCCACUGGGAAUUGCGCUGUUCCACGCGACAAAUACACAGUUGCUUUCCAUCGCUACCGCCCAGAAGAGGUACGCCCAGGGUGAUGUCCUUGUCGAAUCACAACCAAGUAAACAACCGAAAGCACGAGGCUGGCGCAAAUGGUGGGAACAACUGAAGACAUACAACGCCACAAAGAACACAAUGGCAUGGAUUGGAAUGGGUAUGAUUGUUCAGCUUGUCUUCACCUUGGUUGUCUUUCUCAUGUCCCGGAAGUUCCACCCUGGUUUCGGGGUCACCGGGCAGGUGACUUCAAGGUCAGGCUGCCGGAGAGGAUGGGAAUGGUGGCCUUCGAUUGCCUGGCAGUUCUUUUGGGCUUGGAUUUACGCCCCUAUCCUUCUUUGGCGAGUACACGGGAUCGACGACGUUCACGGGUGGCGGUCCCAGACGGUGGCUUGCAUCCUUGCCGGAAUGCCUGCUUCGCCAAUGUGGUUGAUAGCACUUUAUGCAAGUCCCAUGAAAGCGGUGAACAGAUACUUUGUCCCUCCUCUAUGGUUUUCUGCGUCCAUUGUGAUCAUGCAGGCUUGUGUGAUAUUCGUCCCGUUCUUUCAGAUUUUUAAGAAUAGGAAGCUGGAGAGCGAAACAAGAGAAAUCAUUGCAGAAUGGGAAGAAAAGAACAAAGCCAAUGGGUCCUUUACAUCCACUUCAACCAAGGUAGGAGUGCGAUCAAGAUUUUCGACUCACCAAUCCGUCAAGAGCAAUACCAGUAGCCGUCAAGGGGAGAUGUACACGAUGAGCGCCCUCGAAAAGACUCUACAGGUCAACCCGACCCCUCUGCUCAUGUUCUCAGCUCUGAAAGAUUUCUCGGGGGAGAACAUCAGUUUCUUGAUCCAUGUGCGUCAAUGGAAAGCGAAUUGGGUCUCUGCAAGUCCACGGUCUGGCUUUCUACGCAAGCAGGAAUCCUUCAAGCCUCGGGACCAAGCGUUGAUUCGUCAACAAUUCAGACAGGCUGUUGGAAUUUACGCGUCUUUUGUCAGCCUGAGAUACUCGGACUUCCCCAUCAAUAUUUCAUCUGCUCAUCUGAGAGACCUUGAAGCUGUUUUCGAGCAAUACGCUGCCUUGGUGUGCGCCGAGCCAGCCACCAAUUCCGCCACGCCUUUCGACAACUAUUGGUCGUCUACAGUGUCCGAGGAUGUCGAAAGUCAAGUCGGCAAGGAUGCUUUAUCUGUUGUGUCUACGGUAGUUGGUGAAGGUGGAAGAGAAGAGACAAAGCCUGGUUGCGACCGGAUAGGUCAACUGCAAGAGUUGAAGAUGACCAAUUUCGGAGAAAGACUGCCUUCCAGCAUCGGCAUUCCAGACGCAUUCGAUCCCGCAGUGUUCGACAAGGCCGAGUUGAGCAUCAAGGAGUUGGUCUUGACCAACACUUGGGCCAAGUUCGUCAAAGCAGGAUUUGCCCAGAACACUGUCAAGGGAGGCUUUGCGGUGGCGUUUCAAGCAGGAGUUGAUGCUUGUCGACAAAGACUUGCCAGAGUUACGGGUCGAUUCGCAAAAUGA
Molecule: messenger RNA, 1788 nt
Organism: Capronia epimyces CBS 606.96
Lineage: Eukaryota; Fungi; Ascomycota; Eurotiomycetes; Chaetothyriales; Herpotrichiellaceae
Exons: 5
Coding region: 1-1788 (595 amino acids)
Source: RefSeq, a predicted model, not a curated record